Molecule: messenger RNA, 3385 nt
Organism: Tarenaya hassleriana
Lineage: Eukaryota; Viridiplantae; Streptophyta; Magnoliopsida; Brassicales; Cleomaceae
Exons: 22
Coding region: 187-3147 (986 amino acids)
Source: RefSeq, a predicted model, not a curated record
AAUGAUAAGAAAGACGAGCAGAUGCCCACCCCCCCACUUCUGAGAGGGCGAGCGGGAUAACUUUUCCUUCCGUAUUUUUCCCUCGUCCUGGCUGCUCCAGAUCGCGAUCUCGUCAGCUAGAUGCUAAUUUAGGGCUCUCUUUGGGUCGCACAGCUGGGGAGAAGAGGGCUUGAACCACCGGAGAAAAUGGGGGUUAUGUCCAGACGGGUUUUGCCUGUCUGUUGUAGCCUCUGUUGCUUUUGUCCUUCAUUGAGAGCAAGGUCAAGACAGCCCGUGAAACGCUACAAGAAGAUGCUUUCUGAGAUUUUCCCUCGUAAUCAGGAAGCUGAGCCAAAUUAUAGAAAAAUUGACAAGCUUUGUGAAUAUGCAUCAAGGAACCCUUUACGAAUUCCGAAGAUUACGGAGUACCUUGAGCAAAAAUGUUACAAAGAUUUGCGAAAUGGAAAUGUUGGAUCAGUUAAAGUAGUACUAUGUGUUUACAAGAAACUUCUUUCAUCAUGUAAGGAGCAGAUGCCCCUAUUUUCUAGUAGCUUGUUAAGCAUUGUCCAAACUCUUUUUGAGCAAACAAGGCAGGAAGAAAUGCAGAUCUUGGGUUGCAAUACUCUUGUUUACUGUAUAAGUUGCCAGAGUGACAAUACACACAUGUUCAACUUAGAAGGUCUAAUCCCUAGGCUCUGUCAACUUGCUCAAGAAGUGGGUGAUGAUGAAAGAUUCCUCCGGUUACGCUCAGCAGGAAUGCAGGCUUUGGCAUACAUGGUAUCUUUCAUGGGUGAGCACUCCCAAAUGCCAAUGGACUUUGAUAGUAUUAUUUCUGUGAUUCUGGAGAACUAUAUGGAUAAGCAGAGGAACCAAGAUCACAAAGAGGAUGCUGGUGAAAGUUUGGAAGUUGAGGGUGGAACUAUUACUUUUAAACCUAAUCAUGUGGUUGGCUUUCAUUCCGAAAACAUAGACACUUUGAAGAGCCCCUCUUACUGGUCUAUAAUUUGCCUUUGCAAUGUAGCCAAAUUAGCAAAGGAAACUACAACUGUUCGGCGUGUUCUUGAACCUCUUUUCCGUGCUUUUGAUACCAAGAAUUACUGGUCUCCACUAAAGGGAGUUGCCUCAUCUAUUUUAUUGUUUCUGCAGACUUGCUUAGAAGAAUCAGGAGGAAAUUGUCAUAUGUUGAUAUCAACUUUGAUCAAGCACUUGGAUCAUAAGAAUGUAGUGAAGCAACAAAGUCUUCAAAUCAACAUUGUUGCCACUGCCACAUACCUUGCACAAAAUGCAAAGCAGCAGGCUCCAGUCAUGAUUAUUGCUGCAAUAGCUGACUUAAUAAAGCACUUGCGGAAGUGCCUACAAAAUGUCUCUGAAUCAACUGUGCCUGCUGAUGAAAUGAAACAGAAUUCUGAACUUCAAUAUGCUUUGGAAAAUUGCAUCUGGGAGCUCUCAAAUAAGGUUGGGGAUGUAGGGCUCAUUCUUGAUAUGUUGGCGGUGGUUCUUGAGGCCAUAUCCACUAAUGUACUCACGGCUAGGACUACGACAUCAGCUGUUCUUCGAGCUGCACAUAUAGCAUCGGCUGUCCCCAACAUUUCUUACCACAAGAAGGUACUUCCUGAUGCAUUAUUUCACCAGCUGCUCCUAGCAAUGUCCCACGCAGAUUGUGAAACAAGAGUUGGGGCGCAUAAUAUUUUCUCUGUCCUACUUCUUCAACCUCUUCUUUUGCCUUUGUCAGAUCAACAUAAGGAAACAUCAGAAGCUGUUUCUGGGGUUUUGUCAGUCAAUGGAACCCAUAAAAUAAGGACCGAGAAUUGUUUACAGGAUGAAGAUAAAGGGAAAGCUGAAGCAUCCUUGAAUGGAGAACUGAGUAAACAAAACCAGACAUCUUAUUCCAGUGUACCGCAAUCUACAAGACAACAAUUUAGUUGUCAGUCAAUAGAUAGCUUCAAGGAUGUGGCUGGUCGUAUAAAGUCAUUAUCUUCGCUCCGACUGAGUAGUCACCAAGUGAAUCUGCUACUUUCAUCACUGUGGAUUCAGGCAACUUCUAGUGAAAAUACUCCUGCAAACUUUGAGGCCAUGGCCCACACGUAUUAUAUCACUCUACUGUUUUCACGAGCUAAGACAUCAAGCCACGUGGCUCUAGCAUGGUGCUUUCAGUUGGCAUUCUCUCUUCGAAAUCUAUCUUUGGCUCAAGAUGGAGGUAUGCAUCCGUCUCGUAGAAGAUCUCUCUUCACGUUUGCAUCAUGUAUGCUCAUUUUCGCAGCCAAGGUUUGUAAUAUCGUGGAGAUAAUUCCGAUUGUCAAAUCGUCUUUAACUGACCAAACGGCUGAUCCUUAUCUUGAGCUGGAAGGAGAUACCAGAUUGCGUGCUGCUUGUGCUGGAUAUCCACAGGAAGAAACGGCAGUAUACGCAUCUGAGGAAGAUGAUGUCACUGCUUUCAAUUCCCCUUUAGCGAUAGAGUCUGACGACAACUGCUUGAAGGAAAUUGUGAUUUCUCACUUUGCAGCUAAAUUCAAGACAUUAUCAGAGGAUGAGGCAUCAAACUUGAGAAAGCAAAUUCUGUCAGAAUUUUCACCAGAUGAUGCACACCCGCUAGCUGCACCAUUGUACAUGGGCACACCAGAACACAAUUCACCUAUUAACCAAACAAAAUUUCCAGCCUUUGAAGAGGUUGAGCUUUCAACUACGGUAGCAUAUGAAGAAACUUUGCCAGAGGUUAAUGGAUGUCAGUCUGAGCGCAGAACUUCACUGUCCACCGACACAUACACAGCCGAUAUUCUGGGUGUCAAUGAGCUGUUAAAAUCGGUGUCUGAAACUGCUCGAAAAGUUGCUAGUUUCCCUGUUUCAUCCAUACCAAUACCAUAUGACCAAAUGACGAGUCAAUGUGAAGCACUUGUGACGGGUAAGCAGCAAAAGAUGUCGGUACUUCAAAGUUUCAAACUCGAAGAAACAAAGGCAAUAUCUUCCAUCUCAGAAGAUGAUGAAGAGAAGGAUGAGCUCUUGCUGCUCCAAGGGAUGGAAACUGCAGAUGAUGGUCUGAAGCCAAUGACAUUGGCUCCAGUUGACACUUGUAACCAGCACUCUACCUGCAAACUAGAAGCGGGACAGAACAAUUUCCGGCUGCCGCCUUCAAGCCCUUAUGAUAAAUUCUUGAAAGCCGCUGGUUGCUGAAAAGGGUGCACCCUCAAAUCUGCCAUACGUAUACAUAUUAAUAUAAGAUAUAUAUAUACACACACAGAGAGAUAUAAUGUAAUCUUCUACUACUUCCAUGUUGAUAUCUUCUCUUGGUUGUCUCUGGAAACAAAUCAUAUUUGAUUCAUUCCGUUUCUGUAUUGUGAUAAUCUUAUGUAAUAAAGAAAUCAUUUGUUGUAAGAACGUUGAGUAAUUUAUGCAGAAUUACGUUUUGGUA